CUUGGAAACGAAAGUAUCCGUGGGCCCGUCGAUGAAAACACGACGUUUCCCUAGUGACCCUCUGUUUUGUGCUCCUUUAACAGUGUCGAGGCGGAAAUGGCCCAGUCUAACAUUUCUGUGGACCAGGAUGCGUUCAGCUGCCUACUUUGCCGGAAUCUACUGCUGGAUCCAGUGACGAUCCCCUGUGGGCACAGUUACUGUAUGGGCUGCAUCAGGAGCUGCUGGGAUCGGGCUGAUCCUGACCGUGUCCACAGCUGUCCCAGCUGCAGCAAGAGCUUUGCCGCACGGCCGCUUCUGAGCAGUAACAUCAUACUGGCAGAAAUGGUACAGAAGAUCAGAACUGGGAAGAAGCGCCAAGCCACCACUGACUGCCAGAAGCGUCGUGCCUCUUCCUGCACGCAUGUACCAUCUCGGCAGGACUCCCCGUCAGAGCAGAAGCACAGGAAGACAGACUUUAACAGAACACAAGGCGACGGCGCAUGCUGCCCUGAGCACGGAAAGCCUCUUGAGGUCUACUGCCAGACCGAUGGCAGGAGCAUCUGUCUGCUUUGUGUCAUCGACGCUCACAAAGACCACACUACUGUCUCCGUUGUAGCGGAGAGGAUAGAGCAGCAGAAACAGCUGGGGGUGAAGCAAAGAAGAUCACAGGAAAAGGUUCAGGAGAGGGAGAGGGCACUGCAGGAGCUUAGACUGCGAGUGAAAUCAUUCAAGUCCUCAGCACAGACAGCUAUAAACGACAGUGAGAAGGUGUUUACUGAGCUGAUCUAUUCCACGGAGAAAUGGCGCACUGAGGUAGAAGACUUGAUCAGAGCUCAGGAGAAGACUGUAGUGAGCCAUGCUGAAGGACUCAUGGAGCGACUGGAGCAGGAGAUUGCUGAGCAGAGGAGGACUGACAGUGACCUCAAGCAGCUUUCAUUCGUAGAGGAUCAUGUGGAUUUCCUCAAGAGAUGGGCAUCGCUGUGCACCCACCCUGAACUUGGUGAUCUUUCCGACAUCACUCUUGACUCACAGCUUCCUUGUGACAUGCUAAAAUCAGCUGUCUCUGAUCUGAAGCGGCAACUGAAAAAAGUCUGUGAGAUGCAAAUACCCUGCAUCUCACAAACAGUGAAUGCGGUCCUACAGACCCCUGUGCUUUGUGUUGCUGAACCCAGUACCAGGGAAGAAUUCUUACAGUAUGCCUGCGAGUUGACCUUUAACCCUGACACGGCCCACAAGGAUCUCUUGCUAUCUCCAGAGUACCGAGAGGUGAAACGGGUACAAGAGAUUCAGCCUUAUCCUGCCCACCCAGAAAGGUUUUCCUUCAGAAGACAAGUGUUGUGUAGGGAGGGCCUGUUUGGAUCUCGCUUUUACUGGGAGGUGGAGCUGAAGGGCAGCAAGGCUGAGGUGGCAGUUACAUACCAGAAGAUCAAAAGAAAAGGGCAGAGUCUUGCCUCUUCAUUUGGAGGCAACGAUCAGUCCUGGAGCCUGGAUUGCAAUGAUGGAAGUUACUUAUUUUCCCACAAAAACGUGAGCCAUCAAAUCCCCAUGCCCUAUUUUUCUCAGGUUGGGGUGUACCUGGAUCACCGCAUGGGUAUACUUUCCUUUUACAGCAUCUCUCCCGCUAUGACUCUUCUGCAUAGGUGCCAGGCCAAAUUCACAGAGCCGCUUUAUGCUGGAUUUUGGAUAGGAGAGAACGUGACUGUAAAACUAUGUCACUUUUCAUAGAAAGGGAUGCAUACAAUUAAAAGAAGAGAAGAAAGCAGAAAAACUGAAACAAAAGCUCUGAGAAAAGUAGUUUGUCAAGGGAAGAUUUUCCAUCAAAGGGAGACCAACAGGAUAGAGCUGAUGUAAACCAGUUUCUGGAACCUCUUGCCAAACCAGGCCCUGUUUUAUAUAUCAUUCAAUUAUGUUUAAACUCAGGUGGCAUUGUUAUGCAGCCUGUAGUGCUGCUGCCUCAAAGUGCCCGGGUAGUGUGAGAGAGCAUGGGUUCCAUCCCUCAGUCUGUGUGGAGUUUGCAUGUUUUCCCUGUGUUUGUGAGUUUCCUUUGGGUGCUCUGGUU
This is a messenger RNA of Scleropages formosus (Asian bonytongue), 2038 nucleotides long. Its product is annotated as tripartite motif-containing protein 16-like protein. Gene Ontology annotation, molecular function: protein binding; zinc ion binding. The transcript has 6 exons. Bases 97 to 1704 code for a protein of 535 amino acids. NCBI's taxonomy places the organism in Eukaryota, Metazoa, Chordata, Actinopteri, Osteoglossiformes, Osteoglossidae. The record is from RefSeq and is a predicted model, not a curated record.